Messenger RNA from Trichogramma pretiosum, 465 nucleotides. It is a transcript of the gene RpL36A, whose product is annotated as 60S ribosomal protein L44. Gene Ontology annotation, molecular function: structural constituent of ribosome. NCBI's taxonomy places the organism in Eukaryota, Metazoa, Arthropoda, Insecta, Hymenoptera, Trichogrammatidae. Gene Ontology annotation, cellular component: cytosolic large ribosomal subunit; ribosome. Gene Ontology annotation, biological process: translation. The record is from RefSeq and is a predicted model, not a curated record. The transcript is spliced from 4 exons. The coding region runs from base 82 to 396 and encodes 104 amino acids.
CCGCCUUUCGCUCGUCGGGCUCGUGGCCGUACUCGAAGUUUCAUCUCUUUUACGCAUCGCUCUUCUUAUAACGAAUAUACGAUGGUGAAUGUACCAAAGCAGAGACGCACUUUCUGCCAAAAGUGCAAAGUGCACAAGACCCAUAAGGUCACUCAGUACAAGAAGAGCAAGGAGAGGCAUGCUAGCCAGGGUCGCAGACGUUACGACCGCAAACAGCAAGGUUUUGGAGGUCAAACUAAGCCCAUCUUCAGAAAGAAGGCUAAGACCACCAAGAAAAUUGUUUUGAGGAUGGAAUGCACUGAGUGCAAGUACAGAAAGCAAGUUCCUCUGAAAAGGUGCAAGCAUUUCGAACUUGGAGGCGACAAGAAGAGGAAGGGACAAAUGAUUCAGUUCUAAGAAGUUUUACAUCUUUAACUUUAGGAGCUGUAUUUAUUUAAUUUAAAUAAAAAAUGUGAAAAAAUAUUA